UAUACAUGCGUGAGUAUUCUGUGUUGCCUAUACAAAAUGUAAGAUGUAUGAUGAAGGUUGAACUUUAAAACUCAAAUUGAAAUGCAUGAAAGGGAAUUAACGUUCUUUAUUUCCAUGAAAAUGUUUUUCUACAACUCGAACAUAAAAAAAAUAGAAGAGCCGCACGUUGAAUUUUUCUCCCACUUCCUGCCACCUGUUUUCUUUGUACCUGUGUUACGCGUUUCACGUUUUACCUGUCCGCCGCUAAUGGUCCGUCGAGUCACCUGAAAUAUGGUACACCGAAGUCACGCCCCCACUUAUCAGUUAUCGUUUUCAUUUUUUACGUGUAGCUCGCUGAAGUGAAAUCGCUAGCAAUAACAUCCGUCCAUACGCUUUACAAAAUGUUUUUAUAAAUCUAACGCAGUAUUUCAUAAAAUGAGUGAACAGUCGAACGGCGGUCCAACGGUCGAGGCAGGCCAUGGAAACAUCGGAAAUGGGGCCCCGGUGGCCCCACAACCUGCUUUGACUGCCAGGACGUGGGUGAAAUUCGAAGAGGAGCCCCCCGCAGGCGGUGGGGCCGAGAAAAACGAUGCCCCCGCGGUCCUUGCAGCUGAAAGUGUACAGGUGAAUCUAGAACGGAGCCUAAAUAGGUCCAUUGAGGCCCCACCGACAAAUAAUGUUGCUGUGCUGGACCCCAAAAGGCAGCUGAGGAAUGUGGAAUUGCCAGUUGCUACCGUCGAGCCCAUCCGGCAAGGAUUUUCUAAUGGUGAUAUAAUUGUUACUCUUCUUCCUGUAAAUACUCAAUGCCCAUGGAUCACUCCUGCACAAUUCCGUCCAGAACUCGUCCCUGAAGAACUAAUGGCACAAGGAUUAACUCUAACUGUAGAAGAGUAUGUCCAAGCAAUGGAGCUCCUAGUAAACGACGUUCGAUUCUCUUUGUACAACGUCUGCUACAAACGCGUGCUGGUCUGCUGGAUCACUGUGGCCUUCAUAGCCCUUUUAGGGCUGCUUUUCUCCGGCCUCACCGGUUUGGCACUUUUUGGCCUCGGUAUAGGCUGGCUGGUGCUCAACGCGGGCGCUAUUUUUCUCUCCAUGUACGCCAAAUACAGGUUGCAACGCGGUCUCGAAAAGUGCCUGGCCCAGGUGAACAAACAGCUGCUCAGGCACAAGCUGGUCUUGGCAUUGGAUGAUCGGGGGAAAAUUAGCUGCCAUAAGGUGACUCUAUGCUUUAUCUAUAUGGACUCCGCACCAUGCAUAGCACAUCUGCAGUCUAGCAUCGACCAACAGGAACGGGAACCUUCCAGUGGCUGGGAAAGGAGAAUGGACAUUUCCGCGGGAGAUAUUGUCAUCCAGGGUAGUCGGACCACUAGACUAUCCAGAAAACAGGGCCGAUCCGAACAGCUCCUCCUCCGUCACAUGCAGCGCUGGGCCAAGGACUUCCUACGUCGCCGCCUAGACUGGGCGUUGCUGGACGCCGGUGGGCAGACGCUGGGCGCCGGCGCAAGUGCCCGUCCUAGACAUCUGAACACCGCUCUUUGUCCGUGCCAGUACGUGGAGGAGUUACUGGCGGAUAGACAGGCUCCCGGUGCUGAAGCGGAUGCGGCGAGAGAUUGCUGUCCGUGGUGGUCGAGGACAAUGGCCAGGCUAGGCAUAUACUAGGGAACGUGCCACGUUGUUGUACCUCCGCUACGCCUCCCGUUGGGGCCGGGAGCGAGUGCGCGGACGUCUCGACGUCGCCGGGACCAGCAGAGGCGGUCGGCACUGCAUCACUUCCGCCUGCCCCUGCCAGUUCACCGAGGAGCACCUCAUGUGCAAACCACCAGGGCAUCCUUGCAUGUUUUUCUACUACUUAACAGACCACAAUGCAAGCAAUGACCCAACUUCUAGAAUUGAACCUCACAUGUACCAUUAGCUUUUUAGAAUUAAAUUUUAAUGCAUGUUACUCAAGUUUUAUCAUCAUGAUAUUGUUUAUUCUAUACAUUUUAUUACAAUAAAAGGCCUAUUAUAUUUUCAUAAUAAACA
Molecule: messenger RNA, 2001 nt
Organism: Acanthoscelides obtectus
Lineage: Eukaryota; Metazoa; Arthropoda; Insecta; Coleoptera; Chrysomelidae
Source: the annotation of a GenBank genome assembly